GAUUAUUCAAACGGAUUCCGACACAGCAGCGUCCCAAUUCCGUAUAUCUCAGUCAGGAGUCUAUAUCUGGUCUGAAUCCCUUGCACUCCCGGAGUGGAAGCUUCCAUUUCUAGAGAGAGAAAUUUGUUAGAGAGCGAGAGAGAGAGAGAGAUGGGGCUGGAGUGGAAAGUGCCAUCGGGUUCGGGCGAUGCCGGGAGCAAUACUAGCAGUGAAGAGGUUGGGCCCAGUAGCAGCAGCACGGCGGAAUCAGGUGGCGUACGGCGGUUUCCGGUGGCGGCGCAGCCGGAGAUAAUGAGAGCAGCAGAGAAAGACGAGCAGUACGCCUCCUUCGUAUACGAUGGAUGUCGUGACGCCUUCCGCCACCUCUUCGGUACAAGGGUUGCCGUAGUUUAUCAGAGUGAGACAAAACUUUUGGGACAAAUGCUUUAUUAUAUAUUAACAACAGGUUCGGGGCAACAAACACUUGGAGAAGAAUAUUGUGACAUCACUCAGGUUUCUGGAUCAUAUGGACUUCCUCCAACACCUGCUAGGCGUGCCCUAUUCAUUGUCUACCACACAGCAGUUCCUUACAUUGCAGAAAGAAUUAGUUCGAGAAUUGCUUCUCGUGGCAGUUCCCUCACUGAUUCACUGUCUGAUCAUCUGUAUGGCAACGAUGCUCCUGGGAGUAGUCAAGUUCAAUCAUCCGCAGUUGCUACAAUCCCAUCUGCCCCUGCAUCAGGAGCAAAUGUUUCGGUUUUGUCGAGGUUGAAACAAAAAAUUAGUGGGCUAUGGCUAUAUGCAAUUCGGACAUGGCCCUCGAUGCUUCCCUUAGCCCGCGAAUUUUUGCAAUUGGUUCUUCGCACUAACCUCAUGUUCUUCUACUUUGAAGGCCUAUAUUAUCAUAUAUCAAAACGUGCAGCAGGCAUUCGUUACGUGUUCAUUGGAAAACAAAUGAACCAAAGACCUAGAUACCAAAUACUGGGGGUAUUCCUUUUAAUUCAGUUAUGCAUCAUUGCUGCUGAAGGACUACGUCGCAGCAAUUUAUCUUCCAUUGCAAGUUCAGUUCACCAAGCAUCUCUAGGGACACACCAUGCUUCUGCAG
Molecule: messenger RNA, 1081 nt
Organism: Camellia sinensis
Lineage: Eukaryota; Viridiplantae; Streptophyta; Magnoliopsida; Ericales; Theaceae
Source: RefSeq, a predicted model, not a curated record